CUUUGUGCUUUCGAUAACCAUGCCUGAACCAGGAAAAUCAGCUCCUGCUCCUAAAAAAGGCUCCAAGAAAGCCGUAACUAAGGCCCAGAAGAAAGACGGCAAGAAGCGCAAGCGCAGCCGCAAGGAGAGCUACUCCGUCUACGUCUACAAGGUGCUGAAGCAGGUCCACCCUGACACCGGCAUCUCCUCCAAGGCCAUGGGCAUCAUGAACUCCUUCGUCAACGACAUCUUCGAGCGCAUCGCCAGCGAGGCUUCCCGCUUGGCGCACUAUAACAAGCGCUCGACUAUCACCUCCCGGGAGAUCCAGACGGCCGUGCGCCUGCUGCUGCCCGGGGAGCUGGCCAAGCACGCCGUGUCGGAGGGCACCAAGGCUGUCACCAAAUAUACCAGCUCCAACUUCGUUUUCUGAGGCACAAAAAGAGAGAAAGGUAG
Molecule: messenger RNA, 432 nt
Organism: Trichosurus vulpecula (common brushtail)
Lineage: Eukaryota; Metazoa; Chordata; Mammalia; Diprotodontia; Phalangeridae
Product: histone H2B type 1-F/J/L-like
Exons: 2
Coding region: 20-409 (129 amino acids)
Cellular component (GO): nucleosome
Molecular function (GO): structural constituent of chromatin; protein heterodimerization activity; DNA binding
Source: RefSeq, a predicted model, not a curated record